Molecule: messenger RNA, 1987 nt
Organism: Colletotrichum acutatum
Lineage: Eukaryota; Fungi; Ascomycota; Sordariomycetes; Glomerellales; Glomerellaceae
Product: FAD dependent oxidoreductase-domain-containing protein
Exons: 3
Coding region: 347-1885 (512 amino acids)
Cellular component (GO): cytoplasm
Molecular function (GO): oxidoreductase activity
Source: RefSeq, a predicted model, not a curated record
GUUGCCGCGCUAUCGGCUCGCAUUUCGCACCCAGUUACCCGAUCCGGCAAGCCAGAGCGGACCCAUAUCCGCUCCCGGUGCCCCGCAUCCCGACCCCCUCAUUCGCCGACACCGGCAGAGAUCGCGGGUGAGCUGCAGCGGAACGAUGAGAGUAGUAAUGGACACGAUCAUAUGUUUCCUCUGAAUCGAUACCGAGGUCAAUGUAGAUGAAGCUUGCGUUCUUAGAGCUCAGGAUCCGUGUUCAUCGUCAAAUCACUCAAGAAGCUCUGGAUUGGUGACCAAUAUCACCCCUCCAGUCUCUACCACGGUGCCAUCAACUUACACCAAAUCUCACCAGAAUUUCAAGAUGGGGGUGGAAGAUGAGCUCUCUUCAUACCUUAAUCCCGAAACAGCCAGGUUUCUCCUAAAGGUUUCCAAAGCCAUCUCCCAAGACCCAGGCUUGCCCCGACCAAACCCAACAAUAUCAUCAUGGCAGGUUCCAGAGCACCAUGUUGCAUCAAUCCAAUCCUCUUCACUCCCCAAGCAAACCGACUUCGCGGUCAUCGGGUCCGGCAUCACCGGCUGCAGCGUCACGAAGACGCUCCUCGAACACCAGGCAUCGCGCAACUCCCACGUCACGAUCUUUGAAGCCCGGACACUCGUUAGCGGUGCCACGGGCCGUAAUGGCGGGCAUCUCGUCACUGCUUCGGGGCAUACUUACGGCCCCAUAGCUGCGCAGCAUGGUGUUGAGGCAGCGAAGCAGAUUACCCGCUUCUCGAUCCUCAACGUUGAGCGAAUCAUGAAGAUGGUCAGAGAUAUGGACCCGGAGAUCCAGAAGCGGUGCCAGAUUCGUGAUGUUCUCAAAGUCAUGGCUGUCGGGGAUGAAGAGACCUGGGAUGCUGCCAAGAGCUCGGUGUUGGGGUUCCAACAGGCGGUCCCAGAGCACAGCAAAUAUCACCGUAUCAUCGAGAGAGACGAUGUUCCGGAACGAUGGAACAUCAAAGAUGCCAGCGGAGCUGUAGAGCACAAUGCCGGCGCCAUCUGGCCAUACCGUCUUCUCAUGGGAAUCUACGAGGAUCUUGUAAGCCAAUACCAAAACCGCCUGGCAAUUGAAGCAAACACGCCCGUGCUUCAGAUCAAAUUCUCGCCGUCCAGCAACCCAGAAUACCCCUAUCUCAUCACAACUCCAAGAGGCACCAUUCGCGCCAAAAAGGUCAUACACUGUACCAACGGCCACGCAUCACAUCUCCUCCCACAACUAGCAGGCCGCAUAUACCCCUUCCGCGGCACAAUGUCCGUCCAGAGACCCGGCCCGAUCCUCAAGAACCUAGGAGCCUCGCGCUCGUGGAGUCUGUCUCACAAGCCGACCCUGGAUGUCCGAAGCGGUCUCUACGUGACGGGCCUCUACUACCUGCAGCAGAACCCCUUAACCGGAGGAAUCUGGAUUGGAAACGAGACGGCGUACAUGAAGGACAUCUUGACGUCGGAUGACACCUACGUCCCGAAAGAAGCGAGAGAAGCUCUGUCAACGGUGCUGCCGAAGUUCUUCCUUAAGGGGUGGGCACCUGAGGCGAAGACGUCCGAGGUGGAGGCAAUUUGGUCUGGCAUCCAAGGUCACACGGCUGAUGGUCUCCCGAUCGUAGGAAGGAUCCCAGACUCGAUCGCAGGAGAAGCCGGUGGCGGACAGUGGAUCGCUGCCGGGUUUAAUGGGUAUGGGAUGGACAAGUGCUGGCUGACGGGCGAGGCUUUGGUCAGGAUGAUGUUUGAGGAAGAUGUCGGCGACUGGUUCCCGCAAGCGUACGUCGUCACGGAGGAGCGUUUGCGAGGGAAGUUGACGUCGGACGAGACAUUGCUCAAGUUUGCAAAGCUCGCGAAUCCUCAGGGGGUCAAACUGUCUAAACUCUGAGCUGAUUCCGACUUGUCGAUCUAGAGGAUGAAUAGAAAACCGUCAUGGCCAGAUAGAAUAAAGUUCAUAAAAGAUACAUAUGGAUCAUACAGUAUUUGCUCC